AUGCCAAGCAUCCAACCUCACGAUGAAAGUCCUGGAGUUGUCAAUAGAACUGGCGAAUUUGACACCAGUGUGAUUGCGCCUGCAGAGGCGCCGAAGCGGUCGCCAUGGAAGGCGUGGAUGUAUCUUUGGGAAUGGUAUCCCAAGCACUAUCCUGAGGAGGAGAGAAAGUUGUUGCGGAAGAUGGACGCGUGUCUCCUGACUUUUUGCUCUUUCAUGUUCUUUCUCAAAUGGCUCGACUCGUCAAACAUAAAAAACGCCUAUGUGUCUGGGAUGAAAGAGGAACUCAACCUGCGAGGCAACGAGUACUCGCUCUUUGACACCUUUUACAACGUUGGCUAUCUCGUGUUCCAAGUACCAUCUCUACUGAUUCUAUCGCGACCAAAACUUGCCAGGUACUACCUACCGACUAUGGAGGUACUCUGGUCAAUUGUGACCUUUUGCCAAAGCCAGAUGCGAAAUCAACACGACAUCUAUGGCACCCGGUUUUUGAUGGGCUUGCUCGAGACGCCUGUCGCAUCCGGUACGACAUUCGUUCUUGGCUCUUGGUACAGGCCCGAGGAAGUCUUCAAGCGUACCGGAGUGUGCGUCCAUGGUAUGGCUGGAUGGCGCUGGCUGUUCAUUAUUGACGGAGUAAUUUCACUCCCUAUCGCGCUAGCCGGGUACCUCAUCUUCCCUGGCCUGCCCAGUAGUACGAAGCCUUGGUGGCUUACGCCAAAAGAACAUGAACUUGCCCGUACGCGUAUGGCGAGAGCUGGAGUUGCACCUAGCCAGGAUCUGAGCUGGACUGUCGCAAAGCGCACUUUCCUACGCUGGGAGUUUUACAUGGGCGUUCUCUGCUAUACCUUUUUCUUAUCCUCCUCGUAUCCCCACGGCCAAAUGGCAAUCUGGCUCAAAGAUCUCGCCGCCAAAACCCCUGGCGCCUACACCAUUGCCCAGAUCAACACGAUUCCUACUGGCGCCCAAGGUGUUUCCGUCUUUGCCGCCUUACUCGCCACCUCGCUUUGCAUGGUCUACCCACUGUGGACCGUCUUCUCUAUCGUGCAAACCAUCUACAUAGUCGCCAACAUAUCGCUUUUGAUUUGGAACAUCCCCAAGGGCUAUCACUUUGCCUGCUACUAUCUCCUCGGAGUCUCUGCAGCCAUAACACCCAUUCUCAUGCCCUUCAUCAACAUGGCGCUUCGCGACGAUGCUGAAGCGCGUGCUGUCACUGUGGGAGCUAUGUUUACAGGUGGCUGGGCAGUAUCUUCAUUCUACCCCAUCACAGUGUUUCCGAUUGUCGAGGGCCCCAAGUGGACCAAGGGGUACGCUGUAAACAUCUGCUUCAUCGUAGGUUGCUGGAGCACAUUUCUGGUCAUGCAGUACCUGUACAAGAAGAGCGAAAACAAGAAAGCCGCUAGGCAGGUGAGGGAGGUAUCAAAGGACUCGGAAGACGCAUCAGGUGUGGACGUCAAGACCAUGGUGGAAACUGAGCACACCGAAGUCGGGAAAUAA
Molecule: messenger RNA, 1491 nt
Organism: Pyrenophora tritici-repentis Pt-1C-BFP
Lineage: Eukaryota; Fungi; Ascomycota; Dothideomycetes; Pleosporales; Pleosporaceae
Product: ProP, Permease major facilitator superfamily
Cellular component (GO): membrane
Molecular function (GO): transmembrane transporter activity
Source: RefSeq, a predicted model, not a curated record